Penicillium malachiteum is the source of this 2085-nucleotide messenger RNA. RefSeq lists its product as uncharacterized. Gene Ontology annotation, cellular component: nucleolus. The coding region runs from base 1 to 2085 and encodes 694 amino acids. Gene Ontology annotation, molecular function: mRNA binding. NCBI's taxonomy places the organism in Eukaryota, Fungi, Ascomycota, Eurotiomycetes, Eurotiales, Aspergillaceae. The transcript has 2 exons. The record is from RefSeq and is a predicted model, not a curated record. Gene Ontology annotation, biological process: regulation of translation.
AUGGCCGGUCUCAAACGCCCUGUCGAUGCGAACGAAGAUCGCAAUGGAAAGCGGAGCAAGACCAAGCAGGGCUCCGCACCCGUGAAGAAGUCCAAGGUCGCUGCGCCAGUGAAGAAGUCCUCAUCAAAGAAGGAUUCCAAGUCUGGAAAGAGCGACAAGACCUCUUCCAAGAAAAAGUCCAAGAAGGAGGAGUCUGAGUCCGAGGAUGACUUCGAUAUUGAUGAUGUUUCCGAUUCUGGAGACGACGACCUUGAUGAACUUGAUGAAAUUCCUGAGGAUGAUGUCGAGAUGGACGAUGCUAGUGAUGACGCGGAGGAGGAGAAGGAAGAAGAGUCUAGCGAGGAGAAGCAGGAGAGCAAGCCGGAGGAACACAGGAACCCCAAUGUCAAUGCCUCUCGCGAAUCCCACGCCAAGCAGAAGCUCCUUCAACAAGAGCGUAAAGCCGCCAAGCCUAAUGCCGAUACCAUUGCCCGUUCCAAGAAGCUCUGGGAGCAGUUGCGCCGCAAGUCCCACGUCCCACUGGAGCAGCGAAAGAAGUUGAUCAAGGAACUCUUCGAGAUCAUUACUGGUCGUGUUCAGGACUUCGUUUUCAAGCACGAUUCCGUUCGUGUCAUUCAGACAGCCUUGAAGUACGGUAACCUGGAGCAGCGCAAGCUGAUCGCCCAGGAAUUGAAGGGACACUACAGAGAGCUGGCUCAGAGCCGCUACGCUAAGUUCUUGGUUGGAAAGCUGAUUGUUCACGGUGACUCGGAGACACGGGACAUGAUCAUUCCGGAGUUCUACGGCCAUGUCAAGCGUCUUAUUCGUCACCCUGAAGGUUCUUGGAUUCUCGAUGAUAUCUACCGCACAGUCGCUACCAAGGAGCAGCGCACAAGAAUUCUGCGCGAGUGGUACGGUCCUGAGUUCGUCAUCUUCCAAGAUGACAAGGAGAAGUCUUCCGACCUUCUCAAGAUUCUCGAAGCACACCCAGAGAAGCGUUCCCCCAUUCUGCGCUUUUUGCACGAGCUGAUCAACCAGCUGGUUCAGAAGAAGACCACCGGUUUCACUCUGCUGCACGAUGCCAUGCUGCAAUAUUUCCUUGCUACCAAGCCCGGUAGUACUGAAGCGAACGAGUUCAUCGAGUUGCUCAAGGGUGACGAGGAGGGUGAUUUGGUCAAGAACUUGGCUUUCACAAAGUCUGGCUCCCGCCUGAUGAGUUUAACUCUGGCUUACGCCAACGCCAAAGACCGCAAGUUGCUUUUGCGUUUCUACAGAGAUACUGUCAAGGCUAUGGCUGGUGAUGUCAACGGCCACAUGGUCCUCCUUGCCGCAUACGAUGUUAUUGAUGACACCAAGCUGAGCUCCAAAUCCAUUUUCCCCGAGCUCUUGAACCAGAGCGACUCCGCAGAAGCCCGCAACGAGGAGCUCUUCUUCCAGGUUACUGAUCUGACUGCCCGUGUUCCCAUUCUGUUCCCCUUUGCCGGCGACCGCGUCAAGUGGCUUCUGCCUGAACAGGAUCACGCUGUCCUGCAAGAGGUCCGUGAGAUCCGAAAAGAAACCUCAAAGAAGGAGCCCGCCAUCCGUCGUCAAGAGCUCGUCAAGGCUGCAUCGCCAACUCUUUUCGAGUUCAUCGCUGCUCGCGCUGAGAACCUCCUCGAGACUACCUUCGGUUGCCAAUUUAUCGGCGAGGUCCUCAUUUCCGGUGAGGGUGACAAGACCGCCGCUCUCACUGCCGUGGCUGAGGCCGCUAAGACCAAGUCCGAGACCCGUGACUCCGCCGCUGUUGGUCGUUUGCUCAAGUCCCUCGUUCAGGGUGGACACUUCAACCCAGUUGAGAAGACCGUGGAGAAGGUGCAGCCUCCAUUGAACUUCCACACACUGUUGUACGAGCAGAUCCGCGAGGAAGUGAUGGAGUGGGCCACUGGAUCAAACACAUUCGUUAUUGUCGCGAUGGCUGAGUCGGACGACUUUGAGAAGAAGAGCGAGUUGCUCAAGACUCUGAAGAAGAAUAAGAAGGCGCUGGAGCAGGCCUCGGCGUCGGGUCAAGAGGGCAAGAAGGCCGGCCCGGCUAGCAGUGGUGCCAAGUUGCUGCUGCAGAAGCUGUAA